Molecule: messenger RNA, 400 nt
Organism: Anisakis simplex (herring worm)
Lineage: Eukaryota; Metazoa; Nematoda; Chromadorea; Rhabditida; Anisakidae
Source: the annotation of a GenBank genome assembly
UGAGGUGAAUUUUCGUUCGUUAUUUCGUUCGAAAACAGUCGAAGUUCAGGAGGUGGAUCCUUGCGAGGUGAUAACGGAUGUGGCUGAAGUGGUGAAGCAGAUGCCUGGUAUUGCUGGUGUUACGCCGAUAACGAAUGCAAAGGUGCCGAUNAAUAUUAUUAAGACAACUAUAUCGUUGUACAAUGUACUCGCAUUGGAGAAUACUCGUUUGUUGCGAUCGUAUAGUGAACUGGAUGAACGUGCUCGAAUACUGGGCAUAUUUGUGAAGGAAUGGGCGAAGAGGUGUGAGAUUGGAGAUGCGUCCAGGGGCAGUCUUUCGUCGUAUUCGAUUAUCGUCAUGCUGAUACACUUUCUGCAAAGGUGCAAGCCGCCUGUUCUGCCGUUUCUUCAAGAGGAAUAA